This is a messenger RNA of Prorocentrum cordatum, 1128 nucleotides long. Lineage: Eukaryota; Dinophyceae; Prorocentrales; Prorocentraceae. The record is from the annotation of a GenBank genome assembly.
CAGGGCCUACAACAAGAAGCACGACGAUCUCGUGGCGCAUUUGACGCAGGAGGGCUCGCCGCCGCGGAAGCAGCGUCCCGCGAAGCGGAGCUGAAGGCGGUGCUUGACGAGGACAGAGCACGAGGUGACCGAGCGGCUGCGCGCAGAGCAGGCGAAGAACCAGGCCUUGCAGACCACGCUGGACCAGACUCUGGCUCGCCUUAGCAGCGUGAGGGUCGAGCUGCAGCAGUGCCAGGCGGCGAUGGGCGAGCUCAUCGGGGUCCCCGCCGCCUCCAUUACGGGGCAGCAGGCAGGGCCGGGCGGGCUGCGCCUGGAGGCCGGCCCGGCGCGCGGCGAAGGUCCGCGCGCAAGUGGAGGCGGCGCGGCGAGACAGGCGGCGGCAGGAGGAGAGGAACAGGCCAGCUUGAAACGGAGCAUCGAGAAGGCGGAGGCCUUCGUUCUGCGGCUGACGUCGAACUCCCAGUACGCCGUCGACAGGAAAACGAAGAGGGAGGGGCUCAGGCUGCUGCGGAUGCCCGCGAAGCGCGCGCAGUCGCCCCAGGUGCACGGGAUGCCGAGGUCUGGUUCGGCGGCGCCGACGUUCUCGCGCCCGGGCAGCGCGCGGAGGCUCAGCGGCCCGCGGGGCUCCGCGCCCUGCUUCUCAGAGGCCGCAGGCGCCGAGCUGGGCGAGGGCCAGGACCCGUUGCUUACGGCGCAGGCCACGUGGCGCGACGGCCUCCGCGCGUGAGACCGCGCGUGCGCGGCGGAUCUGGACACCUCCUGGCGGUGGACUGCUCCCCAGAGCCGCGCGAAAAGGCGGCGAGUAGCCCGCGGCGCCCCGGCCCCGCGGCAUGGCGGCGCUCGCGCCGCCCCUCGGCAGUGAGCCGCGUGGCGGCGUGGCGCCGCCCGCGCUGCCCGCCGCGGCCGCGCACCUCUCUGCCCCCUUGUGAGCCGGCGGGCGCCGGCGACCCAGAGCCGCCCCCAAGAAGACGGCCACAGGGAACUGGAAGUCUGUGUCACCGCUUAGGCUUAGAUAUGAUUCUGCUUCCGCUGUGGCUGCUUCAAUUCGCACGUAUGUCCCAGCUGGGGUUGUCGCCUGGAUGCUGUGUGGUAGUUGUCUUGCUGAGACACCGUGGAGCAAAUCGCUGC